CGGCGCUUCAAUACGAACGACAAAAGCCCCAGUGACAGGCGGCUCAGCACGCGGGUUUCUACUUCUGAAAUUUCGACGGUCAGUGCACACUUGAUUAGUUUUUUUCUCUUCGAAACCGACUACGAACAACCUGGAAGAUGGCCACCGUGGCGAGGACAUCCAAGUAUACCUACAGAUCAUCGGGAGGGACGUCCGGCAAUGCCGACGUCAGCAUCGAGUACAGCGCCGACCUAUCGGCACUGUCCAGGCUUGAGGACAAAAUCCGCCUUCUUCAAGAUGACCUUGAAAUCGAGAGAGAAUUGAGGCAAAGAAUUGAAAGAGAAAAGGCAGACCUCAGUGUACAAGUUAUCCAACUCUCCGAACGUUUGGAAGAAGCUGAAGGAGGAGCUGAAAGCCAGUUCGAAAUCAACAAGAAGAGAGACACCGAACUGUUGAAACUCAGAAAAUUGCUUGAAGAUGUCCACAUUGAAUCAGAAGAAACAGCCGCUAUCCUCAAGAAGAAACAUCAAGAAAUUGUUGUGGACUUUCAGGAACAAAUCGACUCUCUGGCCAAGUGCAAAUCAAGGGCCGAGAAGGAGAAGAGCAAAUUUCAAGCUGAAGUUUACGAACUCCUCGCCCAAGUUGAGACCGUCAACAAGGAGCGUCUGAUCAGCGUGAAACAUGCCGAAAGAUUGGAGAUCAGCAUCAGUGAAUUGAACGUUAGGAUCGAAGAACUUAACCGCACCAUUGUCGACAUCACCUCCCACAAGACCAGGCUCUCCCAGGAGAACAUUGAAUUGGUCAAGGAGGUGCAGGACCUCAAGGUCAGCCUUGAGAACUCUACCUAUCUGAAGACCCAGCUAGCCGGCCAACUCGAAGAUGCCCGCCGCCGCGCUGAAGACGACGAAAGAAGACGCUCAGUCCUCGAAUCCCAACUCCACCAGGUCGAGGUUGAACUUGAAUCCAUCCGCGUCCAACUUGAAGAAGAAAGCGAGGCUCGUCUGGACCUCGAAAGACAGCUUGUAAAGUCACAGGGAGAAGUCCAAGUGUACAGGAGCAAAUAUGAAGCUGAGGCUGCCGCCAGGGCUGAAGAAGUCGAGGAAUUGAGAAGGAAGUACAACAUCAGGAUCUCCGAGCAAGAAGAACACAUCGAAUCACUUUUGGUCAAGGUCAACAACUUGGAAAAACAAAAAUCUCGCCUGCAAUCUGAGGUAGAGGUCCUCAUCAUCGACUUAGAGAAGGCCAAUGGAACUGCUAGGGAGCUCCAAAAGAGAGUCGAGCAACUUGAAAGGAUCAACAUUGAAACCAAGGCUAGGCUUGAAGAGACCAUCCAGCUGUACGAAUCCACCCAGAGAGACUUGCGUAACAAGCAGCAAGAAUUACAACGCACUGUGCAUGAACUCGAGAAGACCAGGGAACAGAGGGAUGGUCUUGCCAGGGAAAACAAGAAAUUGGCUGAUGACCUCUCCGAUGCCAAGAACACCAUCAGCGAGUACACUCGCCGCCUCCACGAGUUGGAAUUGGAACUCCGUCGUCUUGAGAAUGAGCGUGACGAGCUCACAGCAGCCUACAAGGAAGCUGAAGCUGGACGCAGAGCCGAAGAACAACGUGCUCAACGUUUGGCAUCCGAAUUGGCUCAGUUCCGUCAUGAAGCUGAGAAACGUCUCCAAGAGAAGGAUGAAGAAAUCGAAGCUAUCCGCAAAGCCACCUCCAUCGAAAUCGAGCAGCUCAACGCCCGCGUUGUCGAAGCUGAAACCAGGCUCAAGACCGAAGUCACACGCAUCAAGAAGAAGCUCCAGAUCCAGAUCACCGAGCUUGAGAUGUCCCUUGACUCUGCCAACAAGACUAACAUUGACCUCCAGAAGACCAUCAAGAAGCAAUCCCUUCAACUCACCGAGAUCACCGCCCACUACGACGAGCUCCAGAGGCAGCUCCAAGUCACCCUGGACCAGCUCAGCGUCUCCCAGAGGAGGGUACAGGCUCUUACCGCCGAAGCUGAAGAAAUCAGAGGCAACUACGAAAGCGCCUUACGUGGAAAGAGACAAGCUGAACAACAAGUUGAGGAAUACUCUUCUAGAAUCAAUGAACUCACCACCAUCAACGUUAACUUGGCUUCCUCUAAGAGCAAGAUAGAACAAGAGUUGACCACCAUCGUGUCUGACUAUGAAGAAAUCACCAAAGAGCUCCGCAUUUCUGAUGAACGUUACCAACGUGUCCAGGUUGAACUCAAACACACCGUUGAAAUCCUCCACGAAGAACAGGAACGAGUAGUGAAGAUCGAGGCCAUCAAGAAGUCCCUCGAGAUUGAGGUCAAGAACUUGAGCGUACGUCUUGAAGAAGUCGAAGCCAACGCCAUCGUUGGAGGCAAGAGAAUCAUCAGCAAACUCGAAGCCAGACUUCGCGACUUGGAAGCUGAAUUGGACGAAGAAAAGAGACGUCAUGCUGAAACCAUCAAGAUCUUGAGGAAGAAGGAACGCAGCGUGAAAGAGGUCAUGAUCCAAUGCGAGGAAGACCAGAAGAACAUUGCCAUCCUCCAAGAGACCUUGGAGAAGGCCAACCAGAAGGUCAACAUCUACAAGAGACAACUUCAAGAACAGGAGGGAGUAUCACAACAGAACGUCACCCGCGUGCGCCGUUUCCAGAGGGAGUUGGAAGCUGCGGAAGACCGUGCUGACACUGCUGAAAGCAGCUUAUCCCUCAUCCGCACCAAACACCGCUCCUUCGUCACCACCAGCUCGGUUCCCGGUUCUCAAGUCUACCUUGUCCAGGAGACCACAAGAACCACCGAGAUGUAAAAGCAUUACUGCCUUCUAUGUCGCCAGUCAGAAUCUUCGCCAACCCGGUCGCUAGAGCCCGACAUACCAACAGAAAAACGUAAAAAUACCGACCGGGUGGUUUGAACUACUCUAAAUAUUAUUUUACUUUUUUAAGUUUAUUUUUGUGCAUAUAAUAUAUUCAGAAUAAAAUAAUAUCCAUCCGAUGUCUUCGUUAGAUAAUCAAUUCAUGACAAUACCUUGAUGAUAAACGGCAUUGAGAAACGUACAUUUUUCACGAUAACCUUAUAAGCGACCAUUAGAUCUAAAGCAAUUUUAUUGAGAAGUAUGAACGAAAUUUGUAGGUUUCGGAUAUGUUUCGUUCUACUGAGGGUUGUAGAAAGUAUUUUUAUGACAAUGUAAUGUAAUCUAAGUGAAUGUACCGUGUAAGAAUAAAUUGCUUGUAUACAGAGUGUUUUUAAUAUUAUAUUUAAUAAAAUAAUUAUUCUCUG
Harmonia axyridis is the source of this 3244-nucleotide messenger RNA. Its product is annotated as paramyosin, long form-like. Lineage: Eukaryota; Metazoa; Arthropoda; Insecta; Coleoptera; Coccinellidae. The record is from RefSeq and is a predicted model, not a curated record. Gene Ontology annotation, cellular component: myosin complex. The transcript is spliced from 13 exons. The coding region runs from base 138 to 2774 and encodes 878 amino acids.